AUGCUAAUGCAAGCAUUGUAUGAGCAAGUCAACAAACAAGAACGCAGAAUUUCGGGUGCCGGCUACACAAAGCUGACACCAAAGCUUCAAGAGGAUGAGUUCAAUGGGACAGUGAAGAACAACUAUGAUACCAUUUCGAGGAAAACAGGAGAUGACAUGAGGCGAGAAAACCAUUUCGACAAGCUUCUUAAGAGAGCACUCAUCCGGAAGCAAACAAAGGCGACGGCUGGUAAUAUCGCACACUGGACAGGAAAUGAGGUUCGUGGAUAA
Messenger RNA from Haemonchus placei, 270 nucleotides. NCBI's taxonomy places the organism in Eukaryota, Metazoa, Nematoda, Chromadorea, Rhabditida, Trichostrongylidae. The record is from the annotation of a GenBank genome assembly.